GACCGCAGGAAGAAGCCGGUGAUGAUGUUCAUUCACGGAGGCUCCUACAUGGAGGGCACCGGGAACAUGUUUGACGCCAGCGUCCUGGCCGCCUACGGCAACGUGAUCGUGGUGACCAUGAACUACCGGCUCGGUGUGCUCGGCUUUCUCAGCACAGGCGAUCAGUCGGCGAAGGGGAACUACGGCCUGCUGGACCAGAUCCAGGCUCUGCGCUGGCUCAACGAGAACAUCGGCCACUUCGGCGGAGACCCGGACAGAAUCACCAUCUUCGGCUCCGGAGCCGGGGCGUCCUGCGUCAACCUCCUCAUCCUCUCGCACCACUCGGAGGGUCUGUUCCACAGGGCCAUCGCCCAGAGUGGAACGGCCAUCUCCAGCUGGUCCGUCAACUACCAGCCGCUCAAGUACACCAAGAUCCUGGCCCGCAAGGUGGGCUGCACCUACACGGAGACGGCCGACCUGGUGGACUGCCUCCGGCGCAAGAACUUCAGGGAGCUGGUGGACCAGGACAUCCAGCCAGCCCGCUACCACAUCGCCUUCGGCCCGUGGUGGGCCGGAGGCGUGGUGCCCGACGAUCCCGAGAUCCUCAUGCAGCAGGGGGAGUUCCUCAACUACGACAUCCUGAUAGGAGUGAACCAGGGAGAGGGGCUGAAGUUUGUGGACGACAGCGAGGACAACGACGGCAUCUCCGCGGCAGCUUUCGACUACACCAUCUCCAACUUCGUUGACAACCUCUAUGGCUACCCCGAGGGCAAAGACAUCCUGAGGGAAACCAUUAAAUUCAUGUACACGGACUGGGCGGACAGGGACAACGGCGACAUGCGGAGGAAGACGCUCCUCGCUCUGUUCACGGACCACCAGUGGGUGGCGCCGGCCGUGGCCACCGCCAAGCUCCACGCAGAGUUUCAGUCGCCGGUUUACUUCUACACGUUCUACCACCACUGCCAGACGGAGACGCGUCCCGAAUGGGCCGACGCCGCCCACGGAGACGAGAUACCCUACGUGUUUGGCGUUCCCAUGAUCGGUGCUACGGAUCUGUUCCCGUGCAACUUCUCCAAGAAUGACGUGAUGCUGAGCGCUGUGGUCAUGACCUACUGGACCAACUUCGCCAAGACCGGGGACCCCAACCUGCCAGUCCCUCAAGACACCAAGUUCAUUCACACCAAACCCAAUCGCUUUGAAGAGGUCAUCUGGACCAAGUUCAACUCCAAGGACAAGCAGUACCUCCACAUCGGAUUAAAACCUCGUGUUAGAGACAACUACCGGGCCAACAAGGUGGCCUUCUGGCUGGAACUAGUCCCCCACCUCCACAGUCUGCACGAGGAGCUCUUCCUCACCACGACUCGCUCGCCCGCGGGCCCCGGCCAAGGCACCCACCGACCGGGCCCCCGGCCGACUCGCCACCCUUACCCCACCUUUGCCUCCGACCCGGAGCUGGAGGGUUCGGAGCGUCCGCGCCAGGAGCUCUUCCCCGGAGACCCCCGGGACUACUCCACCGAGCUGAGCGUCACGGUGGCCGUGGGGGCGUCGCUGCUCUUCCUCAACAUCCUGGCGUUCGCCGCCCUUUACUACAAGCGCGACAAGCGGCACGAGAUGCGGCGCCACCGGCUGUCCCCGCAGCGCGGCGGGCCCGCCAACGACCUGGCUCACAGCCAAGAGGAGGAGAUCAUGUCCCUGCAGAUGAAGCACUCGGAGCACGACCCCCACCACGACAUGGAGCCGCUGGCCGACGACAUCCUGCGGCCCGCCUGCCCGCCCGACUACGGGCGCUGCGCCCCCGACGACGUGCCGCUGAUGACGCCCAACACCAUCACCAUGAUCCCCAGUACCAUCACCAGCAUGCAGCCUCUCCACGCCUUCAACACUUUCCCGUCCACCGGCCACAACAACACCCUGCCCCACCCCCACUCCACCACCAGGGUAUAGUAGGGACUGGCGCCACGCAGCGCCACCCAAGGACCAGGCCGACUGGCGGGGGCCGCCGACCGAGAGCGGAGGCCUCCGUCUCCGUCCUCCUGUUCUCUUUCUCCACAAACAACUCCACCUCCUCAGACUCAGUAGCUCCCCCGGUGGCCGCGUGGAGAAGCAACCGGACCGCACGGCAGCAGAUGAUCGGUUCGGGGGUUGAUUUCAGAUCGUUUUACGGAUACUGUUUUCAAAGGUACGCUGGUUCCAGACUAAAGCCCCCGGACGCCAGUCAAAAGGACGAGUGCUUUUCGGCCCUUGCUGUUUUCAUCCUCUUCUUUUUUUCUCCACCCCCCCCCGGCGUGUAACGAGCAUUUAUCACUCUCUUUUCUACAUAUCUGUGUCUUUGUUGCUCCUCUCCCUCUUCCCAGCGAUCCUUUGCUCCGGGGACUCAGUGACGGAGCAGUAGGAGGGGCCCAGAGUACGACCAGUAUUCAUAAAGGAAAACGUUGUCUUCUGAUACUUUCAUUCUACCAGCAUUCUUGGUGCCAAGUAUGUAUGACGUUUGGUUUCUCAUCGAGGGAGAAAAGAAAACAGUAGAUCAUCGUAGAGUA
Messenger RNA from Pseudoliparis swirei, 2516 nucleotides. Its product is annotated as neuroligin-2-like. Gene Ontology annotation, biological process: chemical synaptic transmission; modulation of chemical synaptic transmission; neuron cell-cell adhesion. Gene Ontology annotation, molecular function: signaling receptor activity; neurexin family protein binding. Gene Ontology annotation, cellular component: synapse; postsynaptic specialization membrane; cell surface. The record is from RefSeq and is a predicted model, not a curated record. Lineage: Eukaryota; Metazoa; Chordata; Actinopteri; Perciformes; Liparidae.